CAGUAAUCUCUGCGUUUAUCCUUGACACCCAUACACAAUGCCCACAGCGUACCCGGUCCCCACGCAGAUGCUCCAGCAGCUGUGGGACAGGUUCACAGCAUGGGUCAUGCGCUCAUACCCUAUCAGGGACUCUCCACUCAACAUCCGCCCAGCGAUGGUGUUUGCUACCGCACUGUGGGUCAUCAUGCUAGGUAUACUCGGUAUGGCGCCUCUUCCAGAGCUGCCUGUGAACGAUAAAGCCCUGCAUUUUUUCGGCAUGGGUUUCGCAACUUUUCUCAUAUACUUUGUCAUUGAAGCACCAGAAGGACCUGGAAGAAGAGUGUGGUACAUCCGGCAGGCACCUUUGAUUUUGACGCUUUUCCUCUCGUUCUUCGUCGGCGGAGUGAUCAGCGAGUUUGUCCAGGCAACCCUUCCCUGGAAGACAUUCCAAUCCCUUGACAUCCUCGCCAACCUCAUCGGCUCUUCCGUCUUCCUCUACCUCGCCCACUUGGCCCACAAACGUCACCUCCGAAAACAAGAAAUAUCCUCUUUAUACGAACCGCUCUCUGCAGGUGGUGUUGGACGGUACAGGGAUGCUCAAGGACGGGAACACGCUUUCGACGUCCCAUCCUCUUCAGGUGGCGGUAGCGGCAGCGGCGGGGGGCGUACUCCCCGUGGUGUCUCAUAUGCGAAUGCGGGCGCGGGUGGGGAUGAAUGGAGGGGACAGAGGGGGAGGGGUACAAUCUGGGAUGAGGAAAGUGAGAGCGAGAGUGUUGGGAGAGGAAGUGUGGAGACUGAGCGAGCGGGUGGGCAAAAGUGGCUCGCGGCGCCAGUCUUCAAAAUCGAUGAUGAGGAUGAGGAGACGGAAGGAAGGGUACAGCUGUAGUCUUGGUUGGUAGUGCUACGAGGAAAGCCACUCAUUUCCUUGGAGCUGGGAUGUCAUGGUUUAUUUUGGCACAAAAUGUAUAUAUAAUAAUAGCA
Molecule: messenger RNA, 960 nt
Organism: Cryptococcus deneoformans JEC21
Lineage: Eukaryota; Fungi; Basidiomycota; Tremellomycetes; Tremellales; Cryptococcaceae
Exons: 5
Coding region: 38-865 (275 amino acids)
Source: RefSeq, a predicted model, not a curated record